AUGCCUAGUUAUAGCACCGCUAGGGCCUUAGUAUUAAUUACCGCGCGGCGAAUAGAGUUAUUACCUAUAAGCCUCAUAGUAAAUCUUCGCUUUUCUAUAGCUUAUUACUUAUUAAGAAUAUCUCGGGAGUUAUAUUAUAAUAACCUUUAUACUAAGAGACUAAUAUUAAUAGCUAGUCCUUCCUUCCUAGGAUUUAUAGGCACUGGCGAUUAUAAUCCUAAACGUCGGGAUAGUAUUAUUAACGCUAGUAUAAGGGUCCUAUGUCCUAGAGCUGUGCCUGUACCUGCCCCCUCUGUCUCCCCCGCUCCUACUUCCUCCUUCUCCGCCGGUCUAUCAUCCGGUUCCUCCGAGCCUAACUCCGCUAUCGUCCCUAUCCCCAAAGUUGGCGGCUCAUCCUCAAAGGAGGGCAAAAGACCUCGAGUUACCUCUCUCUCGCCCGACCGCCUAUCCACUUUCGACAGACUCGAGAAGAGACAGCGCGUCGAGCAUGAAAGCGAGUAUGAGGACGACGGCAGCGAUAGUGAUUCCGAAGAUGACGGCUGUUCCGAUGUUGUUGAUGUUGCUGAGCUUGAUGAUAUCGAAGACCUCGAGAAGCUCUUGAGUCAGGAUGAAGAUAUCGACCUCAAGGACCUACUCGCCGACGACGAGCCAGAUACUACUGUCGAACCAGACGGCCUUAUCCGCGUGGGACCCCAACCUCUGCAGCCUCAGCAGUUCAUUCGUUCGGUGCCUCGUGGCAAGGCUAGGCAUAUGCUCAGAGAACGACUGAUGGGAGCCCACCACCUGACCGAUCGUCAUCUGCCCGGCUCGAGCUCGACCAUGCUGGAGCAAGAGCGAAACGCCAUGCUGGAGAGCCUCAUGAUCGGUCCUCACACCCCGUCAAUUGAAUCUGUCUACCCCUUCGUCGCCUCGGGAGGCCGCAUCGACUACCACGCCCGGCCCAACGUUUAUCUCGUCAAGGCGGCCAUCAACUUCGCCAAGCGAACCCAUGCUCCGAUCGUGCCGCCUCUUGCCGCCGCCUGGAUGAAUAUUCACGAUGAGCCGAACUUCGAGGAGCGCCAAGCCCAGUGGUUAUGGGUCUAUAACUCGGUCACUAACGCCGCCACCCUCGAAAAGAUAUUCGGCUUGAUGUUCAAGCACGUGGACCAGUCGAAUAUGUGGUCAAAGUGGAGUCUCGCUAAGCUGAGAAGUAUAUUGGAGACACUGCGCACUGGCACUAAGACUACCGAGGUUACCCAGGCGCUAUCUUAA
Messenger RNA from Fusarium vanettenii 77-13-4, 1251 nucleotides. RefSeq lists its product as uncharacterized. Lineage: Eukaryota; Fungi; Ascomycota; Sordariomycetes; Hypocreales; Nectriaceae. The record is from RefSeq and is a predicted model, not a curated record. Bases 1 to 1251 code for a protein of 416 amino acids. The transcript is spliced from 14 exons.